GGUAAUAUUUUAAUGUCAGAUAAUUACAAUGAAUUAUUUAUUAUUGAUUUAGGUUUAUGCAAACCUAUAAGUGAAAUACAAGAUUCUGAUAAUAAUGAAAUUUAUGGAGUUUUACCUUAUAUGGCGCCUGAAGUAUUAAGAAGAAAUCCCUAUACUCCCGCAAGUGAUAUUUAUAGUUUUUCAAUGAUAAUGUGGGAAUUUACAUCAGGUAAACCUCCAUUUAAUCAUGAAGCACAUGAUCAUGAUCUUAUAUUGAGUAUUUGUGAAGGGAAACGUCCCGAAAUUAUAAAAAAUACUCAAAAAUGUUAUAUAGAUUUAAUGAAAAAAUGCUGGGAUUCAAAUCCUUCCAAUAGACCAACCAUAACAAUGCUUGAAAAUAUUAUAUCUGAAUGGAUUAGAUGUAUUGACGAAUAUUAUAGAAUAAACAGUGAUGGAAAUCCUACCUUUGAAGUACCUAAUAUUGAUAAUCAAUUAAUAAAUGAUAUAUCUGGAUUUGUAGAAGCAAAUAAAGCUUUAACAAAAGAAGAAGCAAAUACUUCUAUUAAACAAUCUCAUCCACAAGCAUAUUAUACAAGUCGCAAACUUACUGAAAU
Messenger RNA from Rhizophagus irregularis DAOM 181602=DAOM 197198, 593 nucleotides. Lineage: Eukaryota; Fungi; Glomeromycota; Glomeromycetes; Glomerales; Glomeraceae. The record is from RefSeq and is a predicted model, not a curated record.